AUGGAUUCGAACACCCGUGAAGAUUUUCCAUCCGAUGUGGAAAGUGCUAUGGAUUUUAAUGUUCGGUUCGGAAGUGCCAUUUGCAAUUUAGAUGCACUGGACCGGCAUGAUCGAGGACUUGACCCGAUAGACGUAGAUAUUUCGGAUGCUGCUUCGGACCUCGCUGGAUAUCUCAGAAGUUGGGAUUUGAGUCAGUACAUCGAUAUAUUCAGACGAAAUGAUAUAACUCUAGGGAGUUUACCCUUCUUAAAGGAUGAUAUGAUAAAGGAACUGAUACCUUCCAUAGGGCAUAGAGCAAUAUUUUUAUCGCACUGGGAGAAGUGGAAAAUCAGCAUGGUUUCGGCUGCUUCACCAUCUCCUCCAAUCUCUCAAAGUGGAGAGUAUUCGCCUGCACAAUACAAUCAGGAACCAUCAAAUAAUGCGGAAGCUUCGGCGGAAGCUUCGGCGGAAGCACAGAAAGAUGUUCAGUCUACUUCAAGCUACAUAGUAGGGUCGCAUAGAUCAGCAAAUUCCUCCCCUUCAACGUCACGUGGCCAAUCACCACUUGCAAGCAGUAGACGAUUCAGCUGCCCUGGGCUGUUACAGGAAGACGUGGAAGAACAGAUGCAGUGGCUGAAAAACUCUACUGACCCAUGGGCUACUGUUGAAGUGUAUUGGGAAAUUACAAGAAGUGCAAGAAUGCAUAUUCUGUCCAAGGAAGACAUGACUAUUAAUGAAUACUUUUCCAUGUUGCCAUGUUUACAGAAACCGGCUGGCUACUUGCUGCUUAUGAAUGAUUAUGACCACCUCCAUGGAAAUGUAACAGGAAGUCUAGUUGCUAAUUUUCCUCUUCACAAAGAGCGGUUGUUAGAAGUGAUGAAGAACAAAGCUAAUACUACCACUGUCCCCAGUUUGAAACUUGCAUUACAAGAGCUGCUGACAGUAGCUGAAUCUGGAGAAGAACAAAUGAAUCUGGCCCUCUUUAUGGCUCUCACAUACUUGCUGAAUCUGAACUGCAAGCAAAAGGGGAAGAAAGUUGAUGCGUGGAGGCCAUCUAGGCUAGAGGCAGCUGAGAGCUUUAUCACUUAUGUUAGGUCCGCCGCUGAAAUAAAAGAGACUGUCAAGAGACGAAGAGAAAAAAUGGCAGUUGCAAAAGACUCUUUGAAAACACUGUGUUUUGAAGAUGAAUCGGUCCUUAGAACUUUCGACGAAUAUAAUGAACAAGUCAACAAUGGACUGCCCUUAACCACCACUGGCAUUAAAGAAAAGUGUGUAUGGUUAGGUGUCCAAGGAUUCAGCUUAUUUGAACAGGAACUCCCCAAUGGACCUACAACCACUACUACUACAGUUGAAGUACAAAUACAUAGUGUAGUGCUAAAAGUGAAGCACGUAUUUCCGAACGAUGAAAUCGAACUACAACUGAUGCAACCCAUCAAAAAUGAUACACCUAUACUGAUUCCAUUCAGGAAAUGGGACCUCAGCCAAUUGCCUGCUCUUACAAACGGCGCAAAAAGUGAAAUUUGGGCAGUCAAAACGAGCGCUUCGGUGGAACGUCCUCGGUACGUUAUUGUGUGCUUCCAGAAAUCUAAACGUGACAAUGCAGAAGCUGAUGCUACCCACUUUGAUAACACGAGUAUAGCUAGUAUCAGAUUAGCCCUCAAUGGUGAAUAUUGGCCUAAUGAGAGAAUGCAGCUGGAUUUCGCUAAACAAGACUACACCCUUGCUUACUACAACUAUACCAGGUUCUAUUCGAGCUAUUCACAUUCGACGGAGGUUCACCCAAUCUUGGAUUAUGGGGAAUUCAAACAGCAUGCAUUAUUUGUGAUUGAUUGCUCGAGGCAGGAAGAGACCAUGAAAUCAUCGACAGUUGAUAUAAAGCUUGAAAUCGAAGCCGAUAAAGGAUUCCCUGCUGACACCAAAGCCUAUUGCAUCAUCGUACAUGACUGUCUGCUAGAGUACUUCCCUCUAACGGAAGUCGUCAGAACCUUGAUUUGA
This is a messenger RNA of Phaedon cochleariae (mustard beetle), 1974 nucleotides long. The record is from the annotation of a GenBank genome assembly. Lineage: Eukaryota; Metazoa; Arthropoda; Insecta; Coleoptera; Chrysomelidae.